Messenger RNA from Pongo pygmaeus (Bornean orangutan), 2939 nucleotides. RefSeq names its product solute carrier family 10 member 1 (gene SLC10A1). The record is from RefSeq and is a predicted model, not a curated record. Gene Ontology annotation, cellular component: membrane. The transcript has 5 exons. Gene Ontology annotation, molecular function: bile acid:sodium symporter activity. The coding region runs from base 1890 to 2939 and encodes 349 amino acids. NCBI's taxonomy places the organism in Eukaryota, Metazoa, Chordata, Mammalia, Primates, Hominidae. Gene Ontology annotation, biological process: bile acid and bile salt transport.
GGCUAUGAAUUGCUUUAUGUCCAAUUCUUUGGUUGAUUUUAGUGAAUGUGCCAUGUGGCAAUGAGAAGAAUGUAUAUUCUGUUGUUUUGGGGUGGAGAGUUCUAUAGACGUCUACUAGGUCCACUCAGUCAAGUGUUGAGUUCAGGUCCUGAGUAUCUUUGCGAUGAUUCAUCUUGCCUUGAUGAUCUGUCUAAUACUGUCAGUGGGGUGUUGAAGUCUCCCUCUGUUAUUGUGUGGGAAUCUAAGUCUCUUCACGGGUCUCUCAGAACUUGCUUUAUGCAUUCAUCCCCUCUGGAAGAUGCAGCAACAAGGCCUUAUCUGCAGAAAGCAGCCCUCAUCAGACACUGAAUCUGCCAGCACCUUGAUCUUAGACUUUCCAGCCUCCAGAAUUAUAAAAAAUAAAUUUCGAUUAUUUAUUUUUUAAAAAGAACUUGCUUUAUGAAUCUGGGUACUCCUGUGUUUGGUGCAUCUAUAUUUAGGACAGUUAGGCCUUUUUGUUGAUUUGAACCCUUCACCAUGAUAUAAUGCCCUUCUUUGUCUUUUUUCAUCUUUGUUGGCUUACAGUCUGCUUUGUCUAAAAUUAGGAUUGCAACCCCUGCUUUUUUCUGAUUUCCAUUUGCUUGGUAGAUUUUUCUCCAUCCCUUUAUUUUAAGCCUAUGGGUGUCACUGCAUGUUAAAUGGGUCUCUUGAAGACAGCAUGCUGUUCGGCCUUGCUUCUUUAUCCAGCUUGCCACUCUGUGCCUUUUAUUUGGGGCAUUUAGCCCAUUUACAUUCAAGGUAAAGGGAACACUUAUACACUGCUGGUGGGAGGGUAAAUUAGUUAAACCAUUGUGGAAAAUAGUGUGGCAAUUUCUCAAAGAACUAAAAACAGAACUACCAUUCAACUCAGCAAUCUCAUUACUGGGUAUAUACCCAAAGGAAUGUAAGUCAUUCUACCAUAAAGACACAUGCACACAUGUGUUCACUGCAGCACUAUUCACAAUAGCAAAGACAUAGAAUCAACCUAAAUGCCCAUCAACAGUAGGCCGGAUAAAGAAAAUGUGGUACACAUACAUCAUGGAAUCUAUACAGCUGUAAAAAAAGAAUGAGAUCAUGUUCUCUGCAGGAACACAGAUGGAGCUGGAGGCCAAUGGUAAGCAUUCCAGGGAGUGUGGAGCAGCCACCACCAGUAUUCCUCCCUGGGACUCAUACAGUCCCAGUUUGGGGAUAAAACAAACGUUUCCCCGGAACAGGCAGGGAGGACACUGGCAUCCUCUCAGCUCUGAGGAAAAGGGUCAUGGACACAUCCCCUCCUGGAGGCCAGUAACAUUGCCUGUCCCACACCCCCUUGGACUAUGCUACCUGUAUCUAGGAACCAAAGGCAACACCCAGCUCCUUUCACUCGCAUGAGUUCUGGGGACAAAUGAUAACCCACUGGACAUGGGGAGGGCACCUUCCCCCAACCAAGAAACUAAGGAAUCAAGAGCUGAGCUGGGAAAAGGAGCUGCAGGGAAGGAGAUGGGCUGGACCUGGAUUCAGGUGGGCCCUGGGCAGGUCCCCAGUAACUGAAUGAAUGCCUAUGAGGCACACUCAGUGGAGGGCAAAGAGGAGAAAUAAGCCCAGAAGCAGCAAAGUGACAAGGGAGGAGUACAAGUAGCACCCAGGAAUCCAGCAGAGGUCAGGGAGCUUGGGAGAGCUAGGGCAGGCAGAUAAGGUUCUGGGCUGUUCCUCUUUGGGGCAACAGCCAGAGAAAUAGCUCAGCUAGUUGCAUAACCCUUCUAUUUGCCCAGAGCUUUUGUCCAGAAACUCUCUGUCCUGAGAGGUGAUUAAAGAAGGCAUCCAGCAAGAACUGCACAAGAAACGGAGUCAGCCGGAGAACAAGGAGUGGUCUUCCACUGCCUCACAGGAGGAUGGAGGCCCACAACGCGUCUGCCCCAUUCAACUUCACCCUGCCACCCAACUUUGGCAAGCGCCCCACAGACCUGGCACUGAGCGUCAUCCUGGUGUUCAUGUUGUUCUUCAUCAUGCUCUCGCUGGGCUGCACCAUGGAGUUCAGCAAGAUCAAGGCUCACUUAUGGAAGCCUAAAGGGCUGGCCAUCGCCCUGGUGGCACAGUAUGGCAUCAUGCCCCUCACGGCCUUUGUGCUGGGCAAGGUCUUCCGGCUGAAGAACAUUGAGGCACUGGCCAUCCUGGUCUGUGGCUGCUCACCUGGAGGGAACCUGUCCAAUGUCUUCAGUCUGGCCAUGAAGGGGGACAUGAACCUCAGCAUUGUGAUGACCACCUGCUCCACCUUCUGUGCCCUUGGCAUGAUGCCUCUCCUCCUGUAUAUCUACUCCAGGGGGAUCUAUGAUGGGGACCUGAAGGACAAGGUGCCCUAUAGAGGCAUCGUGAUAUCACUGGUCCUGGUUCUCAUUCCUUGCACCAUAGGGAUCGUCCUCAAAUCCAAACGGCCACAAUACAUGCGCUAUGUCAUCAAGGGAGGGAUGAUCAUCAUUCUCUUGUGCAGUGUGGCCGUCACAGUUCUCUCUGCCAUCAAUGUGGGGAAGAGCAUCAUGUUUGCCAUGACACCACUCUUGAUUGCCACCUCCUCCCUGAUGCCUUUUAUUGGCUUUCUGCUGGGUUAUGUUCUCUCUGCUCUCUUCUGCCUCAAUGGACGGUGCAGACGCACUGUCAGCAUGGAGACCGGAUGCCAAAAUGUCCAACUCUGUUCCACCAUCCUCAAUGUGGCCUUUCCACCUGAAGUCAUUGGACCACUCUUCUUCUUUCCCCUCCUCUACAUGAUUUUCCAGCUUGGAGAAGGGCUUCUCCUCAUUGCCAUGUUUUGGUGCUAUGAGAAAUUCAAGACUCCCAAGGGUAAAACAAAAAUGAUCUACACAGCUGCCACAACUGAAGAAACAAUUCCAGGAGCUCUGGGAAAUGGCACCUACAAAGGGGAGGACUGCUCCCCUUGCACAGCCUAG